Messenger RNA from Danaus chrysippus (African queen), 441 nucleotides. NCBI's taxonomy places the organism in Eukaryota, Metazoa, Arthropoda, Insecta, Lepidoptera, Nymphalidae. The record is from the annotation of a GenBank genome assembly.
UUGGUCAGUCAUAUCAGUGAUGAAGGUCGUCACUGGAUUUUCUCGUCCGAGAGUAUGAAGCCUCCAGUCAGUCAGUUCUGGUUCAAAGCAAUGGAGUGGAGACCUGGCGCAGAAUCAUUUACAGAAUCUAAGAUCAGUCACCUCGUGACGCGCGUAAGGUGUGCAUGUGUCCGUCCUAACUCGGUCACGGCACCGCGCCUCCUUUCCAAAACAGUCGCUGCAACUCCGGACAUACCAGGCAUGCACUCGUCCCUCCGCCGCCUCCAUCGCUCGCUCGGUUCCCUCGUGUGCUCCUUGUUGUAUAUGAACGGCGUAAUGUACGGGGUACAGAAGGUUGCUCGAAGGCUGUAUGAUUCACCGGAAGGGGGUCGCAUGCCCGCGGUGAACGCCCUCAGACGAUGCGAGCGAAACGGGACCGGUCCGACCCAACGACCUCACUGA